CCUCUCCCGUACAGCCCGUCGCCGCCGUCGUCAGAUUCCAUUUUUUCCAUAAAUCCGAUUUCUGCUCCAUCCGGCCGCGGUUCGCACACAGCUUCUGAACGUUAACCAAGUCGAGCCCGAGGAGAGACACUACAUUCUCUAGACUUCGCUGAGAUCGCCCGGCAUCCUCUUCUUAAACUCGGGGUCAGAGCUAGAGAAACGGGUUGCGCUACUGUAUCAGAGUCUCCGAGGGAAGUUUUUCGAGGGCUCAUCGAGAUCUUGGUGGUGGGAACUGACACGGCAAGGUCUAACGUGCUAUACCGACAAUCGACCAACGAAGGUUGCGAGUUAGCAGGCAUUCCAUACCGAGGGGUACGGACUGAACAAUUAUUCCACUCUGACACGUCGCAAGGAUAUUCUUCUGGAGGUCGCUGAAAGUUCCACGGGCCGCAUAAUUCCUCAGAAGACAGAAUGAACUCUCAAUCACUAGUUCGUCACGACAAAAUCGUGCGGUACAAGGCUCCAAGUCCCGAUGAAAUCAAUGCACCGGGAGCUGUCGAUCCCAUCUCUGACUACAUGAAUGUCCUCAGCAUAGCGUUCUCCAUGUUCGGACUCAUGAUGAAAAUCAAAUGGUGCUCAUGGAUGGCCAUCUUUUGCUCGAGCAUAACGUUCAGCAAUUCCAAAAACAAUGAGGACACCAGACAGAUAUUCAGUAGCUUCAUGCUUUCCGUGUCAGCGGUGGUUAUGACUUAUCUUCAGAACCCUCAACCGAUGACAGUGCCUUGGCUGAUGACGUAGUUUCGGAAAG
Molecule: messenger RNA, 787 nt
Organism: Galendromus occidentalis (western predatory mite)
Lineage: Eukaryota; Metazoa; Arthropoda; Arachnida; Mesostigmata; Phytoseiidae
Product: protein Asterix
Exons: 4
Coding region: 451-777 (108 amino acids)
Biological process (GO): protein insertion into ER membrane
Cellular component (GO): endoplasmic reticulum membrane
Molecular function (GO): protein folding chaperone
Source: RefSeq, a predicted model, not a curated record